GUAUGCUAUUCUUUGGGUACGGCAUCUAUCUCUAUGAGCGUGAGGCUGCCCUGAAGUUCACUCUGAUGCACUCGUUUUUCCUGUCCCUGGAGUGCAUGCUGACGGGUUAUCCGGCAGAUGCAUAUGAGGACUACAUGCCCACCACGUGGCCUGGGAAAUUCAUGUGCAUCUUUGCGCUGUGUUGGGGUCUGUUUCUGUUUGCGCUGCUGAUCGACUAUGUACACUCCAACAUGCAACUGGACGAUGGUGAGGUAUGUCUCGUAGGUCUAUUAAAUGGAUAA
Molecule: messenger RNA, 281 nt
Organism: Sphaeroforma arctica JP610
Lineage: Eukaryota; Ichthyosporea; Ichthyophonida
Exons: 2
Source: RefSeq, a predicted model, not a curated record